Drosophila elegans is the source of this 1156-nucleotide messenger RNA. RefSeq names its product putative HVA22-like protein g. Gene Ontology annotation, molecular function: microtubule binding. Gene Ontology annotation, cellular component: cytoplasmic microtubule; endoplasmic reticulum membrane; endoplasmic reticulum tubular network. The transcript has a single exon. NCBI's taxonomy places the organism in Eukaryota, Metazoa, Arthropoda, Insecta, Diptera, Drosophilidae. The record is from RefSeq and is a predicted model, not a curated record. The coding region runs from base 188 to 1099 and encodes 303 amino acids. Gene Ontology annotation, biological process: endoplasmic reticulum tubular network organization.
AUUCUAGCACUGGAUAUUUUGAAACAGUUUAAACGAAAGGUUUUCUGUGCACACAACUGCCAACUUAACUGCCAAAUUUUGUUUCAUCACAUGCAUAAAAUUCCGAAUUGUCGUCGAAAGAACAGACAUUAGUCUAACCAUUUAAUCUAGAUUAAUACUUUGGCCAGAAGGUUAAGCAAAGAGCUGAAUGCACAUCGAAAUGUGUUUGUUCAGCUGUCUCUCGCGUUUGUUGUUCUUCGUGUAUGGCACUUUGGGACCAGCAUGGCACACCUACAAGACCCUCAACAACGGCGAUACGAUGUUCCUGGCCUGGGCCAAGUACUGGAUAGUGUAUGCAUUCCUGGUCACCUUCGAGGUGCUGGCCGAUACCUUCUUGUCGUGGCUGCCGCUUUACAUGCCCACCAAAUUCCUCCUGAUCCUGUGGAUCGUCCUGUCCGCCCCGGCGGCCAAUGUCUGGAUCUUCGAUGCCGUCCUUAGUCCGGUGCUGGCCAGGCGCCAGGAGCAGAUCGAUCACUUCCUGCACCGCGGCCAGGACAAGCUCCUCGGCGACAUCUUCGUUUGGAUGACGCAGCUUUGGUUCCGCAGUCAGACCUAUGCGCUGCCCUUUGUGACCCACCUCUGGUCUAGAUCGAGCACAGAUAAGUCAGGGGACUUGGUGGAGGCCACUGGAGUUGGGGCAUCGGAGGAUCCAGACUCGGCUCCCGCUUCGGUCCGUACAUCAGCCCAACAUCUCUCCAGCUACUCCAGUCCCGUUGGCAGCCUAUUGGGCGUCAACGGUGAUGAUUUCGAAGAGACUCAGUUGGGCGUUACAAGGGCCACCACCGAUCUGCACUCGGCUCAUUCCCUGAACGAUCUGGUCGAGAAGAACAUCAAGUUGCUGGAGUCAUCGGGCAUCCUUAAUCACCGUGUGAAACGUAAAUCAAAGAUUUUCAAGCCGUCUAACGAGGAGCUUGCCACGAAAUUCAACCGGAACGAUCAGAAGGAGGAGCUAUAUGACGACGUUGAGGAUCUGCUGGCCAACUCGAUGAUCGGGACUACCGACAAGGAAGUCGGUCAACGACAAUCUAUCAACCACCUUUUAUAUCAAAAAAACCCUUAAUAAUCGUUUAGUUGCUGAGUUAUUGCUUAAUAUAAAUAAAUAGAUUUUUCAGUCUAA